AUGCAAGUUAGAGAUGCAAUCGUUGAAAUUGGUGACUGGAUUUUCUAUUUUUGCUUCGGAUUUUCCAUGUUUCUGUUGAUGCUGAAUCUGUUGGAUGCGUUUAUUGGACCCGUUUGUUUAGUCAUGGACUGCAAAGAUUACUCACAACCACAGGAAUUCCAUCGUCGUUACCAUCAAAAGAAACGAAUGGCUCCCUUCUCAUCUGCUUACAUGGAUCAAGGUCCCACGUCGUCCAAUAACAACGGUGAAGCGCCUUGCGACAAAAAAAUCGCACAAUAUCCCGGCAUGUCAACCGGAUCGAGCAAACAACGUGCCUCAAGUAUCGCCAUGAAAGCCGCCAUGGAAGCAAAAGCUGCGAGUGAUGCUCAACAAGUGGCCGGCGCCCAAGCUUCGCAUCAAGUCAAAGCUCAACUCGCGGAAAAAGCGUUGCAAGCAGCAAAAGCCGCCGAAGCUGCGAUGGCUGGCAAACAAGCGAUCGUCGAGCAACUCGAACAAGAAGUUCACGAAGCCGAAGCCGUUGUCCAAGAAGAGUCCCAGAGUUUACAACAAGCGCAAUCGAACGUAAAUGCCGCCAUGCAAGCAGCUCAACAGGCAACAACUCAACUGAAAACUCUCACAGGCGCGAUUCAAAUUGCUCAAGCCAACGUCGCCAAUUCGGAACAAGCGGCACAAGGAGCUCAAUCAGAGUUGCAGGAAAAAACGCAACUUCUUGAAGCAGCAAAAAAUCGCGUCGAACAACUUUUAAGACAACUCAGUGCGGCACGAAGUGACUUUGCGAACACCAAACAGGCAGCUUACAAGGCAUCGGCAGCAGCGCACGAAGCAAAAGUCAAUGCAUCACGUAACCGGAGAAUGUUGCUGCGACGCAUGAGGGAGGCAGACGCACAAAACGACGACGAAGAAGGACAUUGCCCAGGCGCUCGUAAUUGA
Messenger RNA from Culicoides brevitarsis, 930 nucleotides. RefSeq lists its product as uncharacterized. The record is from RefSeq and is a predicted model, not a curated record. Lineage: Eukaryota; Metazoa; Arthropoda; Insecta; Diptera; Ceratopogonidae. The transcript is spliced from 2 exons. The coding region runs from base 1 to 930 and encodes 309 amino acids.